This is a messenger RNA of Pseudopodoces humilis (Tibetan ground-tit), 1331 nucleotides long. It is a transcript of the gene TMEM268, whose product is annotated as transmembrane protein 268. NCBI's taxonomy places the organism in Eukaryota, Metazoa, Chordata, Aves, Passeriformes, Paridae. The record is from RefSeq and is a predicted model, not a curated record.
GGGCACCCUGGGAGUCUGCAGAGUGAGCAUCAAAUAUUGAUAAAAGAAAGUUUAAGAGAGACAGCCAAUAUCUGAAGGUCACAGCAGGGCUUGAAAAUGCCUCGUGGCUCGUGGAAAGCUGGAUCCCCAGGAAGGCAGCAGUGGGAGUGAGGGUUUCACAGUCUGCUCCCCACUCAGCUGCUGUGGGGCUGGUUGGUGCUUCCCAGAAGGGAGAGAGAGAAAUGCUGAAUUUGAAAGAGAAAUGCUGAGUUUCUGACCAGAAAACACUGAAUCCUUCAAGGAGAGGCACCUCCAGCAUGGCCCAGAAAACCCAAACUGGUGGAACUGAGAAGAAAGAGUCCUCCCUCCUGUACUGUAAGGGUGAUUUCAAGGAAGGAGCCCUGCAGUGGGUGACAGAACCCCCCCAAGGCCGGGUGCUGCUGGUGCUCAGCAUGGACAACACCUGCCCCACCUCCUCCUUCGACAUGGACCUUUGUGCUGAGAAACUGCAGUCCCUCGGGGUCCAGGUGCCGGCAGAUCCGUGGAAAAGGCUGAUCCAGGAGGGCGUCCUGAGGCCUGAAGUGCGGCGGUACCUGUUCUACAGCUCCAGGGGCUUCCAGAUCGCCAUGGCUGUGGUUUUCUACAUCUCUCUCUGGACAAACCUUUACUCCACGCUCCAGCUGUGUUCCCUGGGGCACUCCUGGGGGGCUGGUGUGCUGGUGACCCUGGUGGCCCUGGCUCUCACUGCCUUGGUGAUCCUGGUCAUUGAUUGUCACCAGAGGAAGCUAAACGUGAACACAGAUGUGAGGCUGGCAGCUGUCAAUGAAAUCUUUAUCAAACACAACAUAAUCCUGGGGAUUACAGAUGUCCUGGAUGGGCCACACAACAUCCUACAACUGUGGUUUGUGCACUUCAGCCCCGAGCGCUGCCUCCAGGCCCUGUCAGCCCACAUGGCUCACCUGCAGGGGACACAGGCAGGCUUGAGGCACAGGCUGGACAAGCUCUGUGUGGCCAUGGAUGUGGCAGUUCAGCCCGAGCUGGGGAUGGAGGAGGAGGCUCCAUGUGAAGAAUCCCCUCUUUUAUCCAGCAGGGUGACCCUGAAUAAAAAUCCUGUGACCUGCAAUGAGCUCCUGCACCUCAUCCCCGAGGGCCCACCCGAGGCCAUGGCCCAGCAGCUCCUGGUGAUUUUCAGUGGAUGCUACGUCCGGCUCCUGGUGACGGGCCGGCUCCCUCGGGCCGGGCCAGGGGCACACCUGGGCCACAGCAGCGUCCCCUGCCUCUGCCAGUUCAUCCAGACCACCGUGCUCCACACCCACCACAGCUGGGGCAGGUGACCAGAGGGGGCUGGAAAA